AUGUCUUUCCGCAAACGGGGUGUUGUAGUGCCCCAAUCUGGGUCUACCAAUUCCAGCUCCCCUCCUCCAGGAUCAGCCAACAAGCCGACUCAGACACAAGCCCCUCCAGGAACCCGGCCCUCCCCUCUCGACGGCCGUCUUACGACUUCUACCGGCACCCGCUCUCUUGAUUCUCUUCUUGCAGGCCAUUCGGGCCUUGCUCUUGGUAAUUCUCUGCUAAUAGAAGAGAGCGGAACAACGGAUUUUGGCGGCACGCUGUUAAAGUAUUAUGUGGCAGAAGGCGUGGUCCAGAAACAUGUUGUUCAUGUGUUAGGCGUACCAGAGGGGUGGGGUAGGGAAUUACCUGGGCUAGGGUUAGACGACGACGAUGGCAGAAGGAAGAAGAAGGCAGCAGAUGAGGAUAAGAUGAAGAUUGCCUGGCGGUAUGAGAGGUUAGGAGAGUUUGGGGCUGGUGUGGGAGGAGCGAGAGAUAGAAACGUCCCACAAGUGACGUCCGCUACAACCUCUGCGCCGGUCUUCUGCCAUGAUUUCGACCUCAGCAAACGAUUAAUACUGCCUUCCCCUUCGAAUAUGCACUUCGUCACCCUAUCAGUACAGCCGAAUCUAAGCUUCAAAGACCCGGAUACCUCAGUCUCCCCCUUCACAAAGUUCAUUCAACACCUUGCCGCACAAUUAUCCAACACUCCGCCCACGACCAUCCAUCGAGUCGCAAUACCAAGUCUUCUCUCCCCGGCACUCUACCCCUCAUAUGCAUCGAACCCCUCGCACAUCCUCCAAUUUCUCCACGGACUUAGAGCGCUCCUCCGCAAAUACCCCACUCAACUAACAACGCUCAUAACCAUCCCUCUAAGCCUACACCCACGAACGACCGGCCUCACGCGGUGGAUCGAGCUUCUUAGCGACGGUGUCCUGGAACUUGCACCGUUUCCAGCCUCGGCUGUUGUUAUAAAACCCUCAGGCGCAGCAACGGAGCAUGAAGAACCACCGCAGGGGAUGCUGAAAAUACACAGGUUGCCCAUUUUCCAUGAGAAGGGCGGCGGGGGCGGAGAAAACAGUGGUUCGGGGGAUGAUAUGGCGUUUAACCUGAGUAGGAGGAAGGGUAUGGUGAUUAAGCCGUAUAGUUUACCACCUGUGGAGGCGGAUGGGGAGGCCCAGCAAGGAGGCUUGGAGGGUGAUGAUGGGAAGAAGGCAACGAAGGUUGAUCUCGAAUUCUGA
Molecule: messenger RNA, 1215 nt
Organism: Venustampulla echinocandica
Lineage: Eukaryota; Fungi; Ascomycota; Leotiomycetes; Helotiales; Pleuroascaceae
Exons: 2
Coding region: 1-1215 (404 amino acids)
Biological process (GO): tRNA wobble uridine modification
Cellular component (GO): cytoplasm; elongator holoenzyme complex; transcription elongation factor complex
Source: RefSeq, a predicted model, not a curated record